Molecule: messenger RNA, 927 nt
Organism: Siniperca chuatsi (mandarin fish)
Lineage: Eukaryota; Metazoa; Chordata; Actinopteri; Centrarchiformes; Sinipercidae
Gene: pbdc1
Product: polysaccharide biosynthesis domain containing 1
Exons: 6
Coding region: 66-566 (166 amino acids)
Cellular component (GO): cytoplasm
Source: RefSeq, a predicted model, not a curated record
GCGCAUGCGUACAGUUAAAGCCAACACAGUCAUCUCCAGCUACAGACGAUCUUUGGUUGAGAGAAAUGGCGUCGGAUAACGGACUGGCCUCUCUGGGGGUGGACGGAGCGUCAGCAGCUGCACAUGCGCUGUCUCUUCCUGCAGACGCUUAUGGAAAUGAUCCCCGGCUUGAAGUCAUGUGGGCGAUGAAGGCCUACAACCACGCAGAGGUUUACUUCAAUCUCAUUUCAUCAGUCGAUCCGAAGUUCCUGAAACUGACGAAACUGGACGACAAAAUCUACUCGUCCUUCAGAGAAACCUUCAAAGAGCUCGACGUAAAGCUGCUGAAGCCAGACGACCUGAAGUCUGACGAGGCCAAAGAGACGUGGCGUCCGUUCUGUAACCAGUUUGAAGGCCUCAUCGAAGACUUCAACUACGGCACUCUGCUCCGCCUGGACUGUGAGAAAGAUUACACAGAGGAGAAUACUAUAUUUGCCACCAGGGUUCAGUUCUUUGCUGUUGAAAUCGCCCGCAACAGAGAAGGCUACAACAACACAGUGUUCAUGUCCAAACGCUCAAAGAGCUAGCUUCAGAACAAACCAGUGCCGAACCCCUCCGACCCGGCGGAGCGGCGCCGGGACGCCCCUCCAGGAAACACACAGAUGAACGGUCACUCGCCGUCUCCCGAGGACGCAGCCUUUUCUUUUCAUUUUAAUAUUUUUAAGUUUUCUGAAAACAUCCGUCGAUGAUUUGUUUGUUUAAUACUGAGGUCGGAUUCAAAGCUGGUCCUUUCCUCAGCUGUUUGGACACUGACGCAUUUUGUAUUUACUGUAGAGUUUUAUUGUGCCGAUCAUAAGUGGAAGCGGUUGUUUAUUUUGUAAUAACACAGAAGUUGCAUUUGUUUGCCCGUAACCAAGGAAACAACAAAUAAAGUCAGCUACCAUUUUA